Molecule: messenger RNA, 2406 nt
Organism: Komagataella phaffii GS115
Lineage: Eukaryota; Fungi; Ascomycota; Pichiomycetes; Pichiales; Pichiaceae
Exons: 1
Coding region: 1-2406 (801 amino acids)
Biological process (GO): AMP metabolic process; IMP salvage
Cellular component (GO): cytosol
Molecular function (GO): AMP deaminase activity
Source: RefSeq, a predicted model, not a curated record
AUGCACUCGUCGCCCAAAAGAACAACUAGUAACCACGAUAGCUUCUCGCCUAAUUCGGGUGGGUUGUCCUAUGAGGGAAGCAACAAGCCCCUAUAUAUAAGCGAUGACGAGAUUGAUCAAGAUUUAGGUGAAAAAGAGUCAUCGCCACCAAUCGAUAAUGAUAAUGAAAGCAUGGCGUCCUCCACAGCCCAUUUUUCAUAUCUGGAGGAAAAGAUGAUGCAGGAACAUGACCACAAAUUGAGAGCUUUGCAAUCAUUAGGCAAUUCUUCCAAAGUUGAAAAGGAUACUGCGGGUAUCAACGACAGACAUAGAAGGAGCAGUGUUGCCGAAUUUGUGAUCCCUCCUCCACCUUUUGCACCACUUCAGGAGGGCGGACAAAGUCCAACAGAAUCCAAGUAUAGCUAUGACCCGACCACUAACUCUCUUUCGCCAUCUGCAGUUACUGAUGGAAUGAGGAAAAUUGCCUUGAACAAACCGCAUUUUAAAUUAGGGCGCAUUUUAGAAGAUGAUCAUAACGCUACAGAUGAGGCACCUUCGGAAGAGCUCAUUCAAAUUUAUCGCAAUAUCAAGACUUGUGUGGAACUAAGAAAAAAGUACCAGGAUUCGUCGCUCCAGAACUUUUCUGAUAACCCCAAGAAUCACCCUUCUUGGAAAAUAUACCCUCCACCUCCAGGACCUAAAUGGACCACACAGCAAUCUGAUCCUAAAACAUUCAAGAAAUGUGCCUCUGAAGAUGAUCUGAAUGAUGCCCUAAAAUUCAAGUUUGAGGAGUGUACUAUCCCAGGGGAAGAUACUUAUGUUGACUUUGUCUUGGACAGUGAGGAUGUUUUCCAGAUAGUCGAUUCAAUCAGUGGAGAAAAACUUUCCAAUAUUCCAACUAUAAAGGAAUAUUAUAUGGACUUGGAUGCUAUAACUGCCAUGGCAUCAGAUGGGCCGGCGAAAUCAUUUGCAUUCAAGCGUUUGCAAUAUUUGGAAGCCAAAUGGAAUUUGUAUUCGCUUUUGAACGAAUACCAAGAAACUGCAGAAUCUAAAAAGAAUCCACAUAGAGAUUUUUAUAACGUUAGAAAGGUUGACACUCACGUUCAUCAUUCUGCAUGUAUGAAUCAAAAGCACUUGCUUCGAUUCAUCAAACACAAGAUUAGACACCAUCCAAAAGAGAAGGUCAUCUACAGAGAUGGAAGAGUUCUUACAUUAGAGGAAGUAUUUCAGUCUUUGAAUUUGACCGCCUACGACCUAUCAAUUGAUACCCUAGAUAUGCAUGCUCAUAAGGAUACCUUCCACAGAUUUGAUAAGUUCAAUUUAAAGUACAACCCGAUUGGAGAAUCUCGUCUACGUGAGAUAUUUCUCAAGACUGAUAAUUAUAUCAAAGGAAAAUACUUGGCGGACAUAACCAGGGAAGUGUUUGAUGACGUUGAAGAUUCUAAGUAUCAAAUGAUGGAAUAUCGAAUUAGUAUUUAUGGUAGAUCAAUUGACGAAUGGGACAAAUUAGCUGCAUGGGUAAUUGAUAAUAAGCUCAUCAGUCACAAUGUUAGAUGGUUAAUUCAAGUUCCAAGAUUGUACGAUAUCUACAAGAAAAGCAAUGCUAUCACAACUUUCCAAGAUAUAACACACAACUUGUUCUAUCCAUUAUUUGAAGUCACGAAGAACCCUCAAACUCAUCCUAAAUUGCAUGUGUUCUUGGAACGAGUGAUUGGUUUUGAUUCUGUCGAUGACGAAUCCAAGGCGGAUAGAAGAUUUCACAAAAAGUACCCCACUCCAAGAUACUGGAAUACGCCGAAUAAUCCUCCGUAUUCUUACUACCUGUAUUAUCUAUAUGCAAAUACUGCUUGUCUAAAUCAUUGGAGAAACAAAAGAGGAUUUAGUACUUUUGUGCUGCGACCACACUGUGGUGAAGCUGGGGAUCCAGAGCAUCUUAUCAGCACAUUCUUAACUUCGGAGGGUAUUUCUCAUGGGAUCAUGUUGAGAAAGGUACCGUUUGUCCAAUAUUUGUUCUACUUAACUCAAAUUCCAUUGGCCAUGUCUCCACUGUCAAAUAAUGCUCUAUUUUUAAACUACGAUAAGAACCCAUUCUACACAUACUUCAAACGAGGUUUGAAUGUGACUCUAUCUACAGAUGAUCCCUUGCAAUUCUCAUACACCAGGGAACCACUGAUUGAGGAGUACUCUGUGGCAGCUCAAAUCUACAAAUUAUCGAAUGUGGAUAUGUGUGAACUGGCAAGAAAUUCUGUUUUGAUGUCUGGAUUCGAAUACCAGCUUAAAAGACAUUGGCUAGGAAAAAAUUUCACCGAGAAUGGUGUUGGAGGUAACGAUAUUGAAAAGACCAAUGUUCCUGACAUUAGAAUUGCUUACAGGGAGGACACAUUGAACGUCGAAAGGGCAUUAGUAGAUACAUAUUCGAAAUCUUGA